Etheostoma cragini (Arkansas darter) is the source of this 1518-nucleotide messenger RNA. RefSeq names its product adenylosuccinate synthase, like (gene adss2l). The record is from RefSeq and is a predicted model, not a curated record. Gene Ontology annotation, biological process: IMP metabolic process; 'de novo' AMP biosynthetic process. The transcript has 13 exons. NCBI's taxonomy places the organism in Eukaryota, Metazoa, Chordata, Actinopteri, Perciformes, Percidae. Gene Ontology annotation, cellular component: cytoplasm. Gene Ontology annotation, molecular function: GTP binding; adenylosuccinate synthase activity. Bases 73 to 1494 code for a protein of 473 amino acids.
GUGACGCAGGGAAACGCGGUAAAACGAUAUUCCGGUUUGGAGAAGGAGGGCAACAGCAGCGGCAGUAGCAGCAUGGCAUCCGACAGCACCAUGGAUAACGUUAACGGACGAGAGACCGUUUCCCUGAACGGGGAGCCGAUAGUUAAGCGGCCACGGGAGAGUGUAUCGCAGGAGUGUCCUCUCCGUGUCCCGAAGGAGCCUCAGAACAAAGUGACCGUCGUGCUCGGAGCCCAGUGGGGCGACGAGGGCAAAGGAAAAGUUGUGGACUUGCUUGCAAUGGAUGCGGAUAUUGUAUGCAGGUGUCAGGGAGGCAACAAUGCAGGUCACACAGUGGUUGUGGACUCAGUGGAGUACGACUUCCACCUGCUGCCAAGUGGAGUGCUCAACAAGAAGGCUGUCUCCUUCAUUGGCAACGGAGUGGUGAUACACCUACCAGGUCUUUUUGAGGAGGCUGAAAAGAACCUGCAGAAAGGCAAAGGAUUACAAGGAUGGGAGGAGAGAUUGAAGAUAUCUGAUCGAGCCCACCUUGUGUUCAACUUCCAUCAAGCUGUUGAUGGUAUCCAGGAGCAGCAGCGGCAGCAACAAGAAGGGAAAAAUUUGGGAACCACCAAAAAGGGUAUCGGUCCUGCCUACUCCUCCAAAGCUGCUCGCAACGGCCUGCGGGUCUGUGACCUAGUCUCAGAUUUCAAGGUUUUUGAGGAAAAGUUCCGUAUGUUGGCAGAACAUUUCCUGACCAUGUAUCCAAAGCUUAACGUGGACGUUGACAGUGAACUGGAGCAGCUGAAGGGACUUGCAGAGAGACUGCGUCCUCUGGUGACUGAUGGCGUCUACUUCAUGCACAGAGCUCUUACUGGUCCCAGUAAGAAGAUCCUGGUGGAGGGGGCAAACGCUGCUCUGCUGGAUAUUGACUUUGGGACGUAUCCUUUCGUGACAUCUUCUAACUGCACCGUGGGAGGAGUGUGCACUGGUCUGGGCGUGCCUCCAUCCUACGUUGGCCGAGUGUACGGUGUCGUCAAAGCCUACACCACUCGGGUGGGCGUCGGCGCUUUCCCAACAGAGCAGGAUAAUGAGACUGGAGAACUGUUACAGUCCAGAGGGCGAGAGGUCGGUGUGACGACGGGCAGAAAGAGGCGUUGUGGUUGGCUGGACCUGAUACUGGUCCGAUACGCCCACAUGGUCAACGGCUUCUCUGCAAUUGCGCUGACAAAGCUGGACAUUUUGGAUACGCUGCCGGAGAUUAAAGUGGGCGUGGCCUAUAAGGUUGAUGGAAAAUCUCUACCAAGUUUCCCAGCGAACAUGGACGUCUUGACGCGGGUGUCCGUGGACUACGAGACGUUGCCCGGCUGGUGCUGCAACACGGAGGCGGCUCGCAGCUUCGAGGAGCUGCCGUCGCAGGCCCAGAGUUACAUUCGGUUCAUCGAGGACUUCCUGCAAGUGCCAGUGAAGUGGGUCGGAGUCGGCAAGUCCAGAGAGAGCAUGAUCAAACUGUUUUGAUCCACCUGCGGACCUGUAGUCCUC